AUGAAGACACUCAUGUCUUCACAGAGUAUGAGCUUGGUGUCUCAUACUCUCCCAUUUACGGAAGAUGGAUCUGUAUCGACGGCGAUAGAAAACAAGCCGCCUGUCAAGUGUGGCAUGGAUGAUGCUACGCGUCGUAGCAUCUUUGGUUCAUCUGAAAAAUCAGAUGAACCAUCGCCGAAGCGAAGGCGCUCGAGAUCGCAAGACUCGGGCGCUCACAGUGGUGUCGGUUUUCCUGUUGACACCACUUUGCAACGAGGUGCCAGUACUUCUGUCGGCACGUCGCAGGAAGAGCGGUACCGCAGCGUGUUGCGUCUCGCUCCCGAAAAGAAGGCAUGGCUGCCUUCAAAGUCAGUUAUGGAUCGCUUGUCGGCGACGACAAGUGAUCGCUAUCGAACACGAUUGUUCGACUCGUCAAGGAUCCAUCAGCUUGACCCCAGUGCGUAA
Peronospora matthiolae is the source of this 444-nucleotide messenger RNA. The record is from the annotation of a GenBank genome assembly. Lineage: Eukaryota; Oomycota; Peronosporomycetes; Peronosporales; Peronosporaceae.